CUCAAACACGCAUACACCGCCACACGCGCACAUAGCCCGUGGUCCGCACGCAGAUCCAGCACCAGCAUCUCCGUGUGAAAGCUAACCAUGGCUGAAGGAGGAGAAGGCGAGGAUGAAAUCCAGUUCCUGCGAACUGACGAUGAGGUGGUCCUACAGUGCUCAGCCACAAUCCAUAAGGAACAACAGAAACUCUGUCUGGCUGCUGAAGGUUUCGGAAACAGACUCUGCUUCCUUGAAUCCAUCUCCAACUCCAAGAAUGUGCCUCCGGAUCUUUCCAUCUGCACCUUUGUGUUGGAGCAGUCGCUGUCAGUACGAGCCCUUCAGGAGAUGCUGGCCAACACCGAGGAGAAGGCUGAGGGGCAUGUAGUGGUGGAAAUAUGGACGGCCCAGGGAGGCGGCCAUCGCACCUUACUGUACGGGCACGCUGUCCUGCUGCGACACUCCUACAGUGGAAUGUACCUGUGCUGUCUGUCCACCUCCCGCUCAUCCACAGACAAACUGGCUUUUGAUGUUGGACUGCAGGAAGAUACCACAGCGCUUGCAAGGCUGCAGAUGAGAAAGCAUGCUGAGUCACCAUUUCUUUUAAUUACACCUUGGAAAAUACAUGCAUGCGAGGCAUGUUGGUGGACCAUCCAUCCAGCAUCAAAGCAGCGGUCAGAGGGUGAGAAGGUUAGGGUGGGAGAUGAUCUCAUCCUGGUCAGCGUCUCCUCGGAAAGAUACCUGCAUCUGUCCUACGGUAAUGGAAGUCUCCAUGUAGAUGCAGCCUUCCAGCAGACACUAUGGAGUGUGGCUCCCAUCUGUUCUGGCAGUGAAGUAGCACAAGGUUUCCUGAUAGGAGGGGACGUCCUGCGCCUCCUUCACGGUCACAUGGACGAAUGUUUAACUGUUCCAUCUGGGGAGCAUGGGGAUGAACAGAGGAGGACAGUGCACUAUGAGGGGGGAGCAGUGUCCAGUCAUGCCAGGUCCCUGUGGAGGCUGGAGACACUGCGGGUUGUAUGGAGUGGGAGUCAUAUCCGCUGGGGUCAGCCGUUCAGACUGAGACAUGUCACCACUGGGAAGUAUUUGAGUCUGAUCGAAGACAAAUCUCUUCUGCUGAUGGACAAAGAGCAUGCUGAUGUCAAGUCUACAGCCUUCUGCUUCAGGUCAUCCAAGGAAAAGUUGGACCCUGGUGUGAAGAAGGAGGUGGAUGGGAUGGGUGUUCCUGACAUCAAGUAUGGCGACUCUGUGUGUUACGUCCAACACGUUGACACGUGCCUCUGGCUCACAUACCAGACUGUUGAUGCCAAGUGUGCACGCAUGGGUGGAGUACAGAGAACGGCCAUCAUGCACCAUGAGGGUCACAUGGACGACGGGCUGACGCUGUCUCGGUCACAACAUGAGGAGAGUCGCACUGCCAGAGUCAUCCGCAGUACUGUGUUUUUGUUCAACCUCUUCAUCAGGGGUCUGGACACACUAAGGAAAAAGGGAAAGAGCUCCACUCUCGAUCUACCAAUAGAUUCGGUCAGUCUGAGUCUGCAGGAUCUCAUUGGCUACUUUCAACCACCUGGAGAUCACCUAGAACAUGAAGACAAGCAGAACCGACUGAGAGCUCUGAAGAAUCGGCAGAACCUCUUUCAGGAAGAGGGAAUGAUCAGCCUGGUAUUGGAAUGUAUUGAUCGUCUUCACGUCUACAGCAGUGCAGCUCAUUUUGCUGAGGCAGUAGGAAGGGAGGCAGGAAAGGCCUGGAGCUCCAUCCUCAACUCUCUCUACCAACUACUGGCUGCUCUGAUCAGAGGAAACAGGAAGAACUGUGCUCAGUUUUCCGGUUCUUUGGACUGGCUGAUUAGCAGACUGGAGCGACUGGAGGCCUCAUCUGGUAUACUGGAGGUGCUUCACUGUGUUCUGGUGGAGAGCCCUGAGGCACUCAACAUAAUCAAAGAGGGACACAUCAAAUCCAUUAUAUCUUUGCUGGACAAGCAUGGACGCAACUACAAGGUUCUAGAUGUGUUGUGUUCACUGUGUGUGUGUCACGGCGUGGCAGUCCGCUCCAACCAGCACCUCAUCUGUGACAACCUGCUGCCAGGAAGAGAUCUGUUACUGCAGACCCGCCUGAUCAACCACGUAAGCAGCAUGCGUCCCAACAUCUUCCUGGGUGUCAGUGACGGCUCUGCUCAGUACAGGAAGUGGUACUACGAGCUGAUUGUGGAUCAGGCGCUGCCGUUCGUCACAGCAGAGGCUUCUCACCUCAGGGUGGGCUGGGCCAACACCAAUGGCUACGCACCCUACCCAGCGGGCGAGGGCUGGGGGGGCAAUGGGGUGGGUGAUGACCUCUACUCCUAUGGCUUUGAUGGGCUCCAUCUCUGGUCAGGCUGCAUUGCACGGACUGUUAGCUCACCCAAUCAGCAUCUUCUGAGAGCAGAGGAUGUGGUGAGCUGCUGCCUGGACCUCAGCGUGCCCAGUAUCUCCUUCAGGAUCAACGGCCAGCCGGUUCAAGGCAUGUUUGAGAACUUCAACUCUGACGGCCUCUUCUUUCCUGUGGCCAGCUUCUCUGCAGGAGUCAAGGUGCGUUUCCUCCUCGGGGGUCGUCAUGGGGAGUUUAAGUUCCUCCCUCCUCCAGGUUACGCCCCUUGCUAUGAGGCGGUGCUGCCCAGGGAGAAGCUGAAGCUGGAGGCCAGUCAGGACCAGACUGCAGCCAGAGACCUGCUGGGUCCCACCAUCACCUUGAGCCAGGCAGCAUUCACCCCCACACCUGUGGACACCAGCCAGAUUGUGCUGCCACCUCACUUGGAGAGGAUCAGGGAGAAGCUUGCAGAAAACAUCCAUGAACUGUGGGUGAUGAACAAGAUAGAACUGGGCUGGACCUAUGGUGCUGUGCGAGAUGAUAACAAGCGGCAACACCCCUGUCUGGUGGAGUUCUCCAAGCUUCCUGAACAAGAAAGAAGCUACAACUUACAGAUGUCUCUGGAGACUCUCAAAACUCUCCUGGCGUUGGGUUGCCAUGUUGGCCUAGCAGAUGAACACGCUGUAGAGAAAGUCAAGAGCAUGAAACUGUCACCAACCUAUGAGUUGUCCGGUGGUUAUAAGCCUGCUCCUCUGGACCUGAGUCACAUCAAACUGACCUCCACCCAGGAAGCCAUGGUGGACAAACUGGCUGAGAACGCACACAACGUCUGGGCAAGGGAUCGCAUCCGCCAGGGCUGGACCUAUGGCAUCCAACAGGACGUGAAGAGUCGUAGAAACCCUCGUCUGGUCCCCUACAUUCUCUUGGAUGAGAGAACCAAGAAGUCCAACAAAGACAGUCUGAGAGAGGCCGUGAGGACUCUGCUGGGAUAUGGAUACAACCUGGAAGCUCCUGACCAGGACCAUGCUCAAUCUGACCCUAGCAACAUAUCUACUGAGAGGUUCCGCAUUUUCAGAGCAGAAAAAACCUACUGUGUUAACGCAGGGAAGUGGUACUUUGAGCUGGAGGUAUUGACUGCAGGAGAGAUGAGGGUGGGCUGGGCCAGGCCAGGAUGCCUCCCAGACCAGGAGCUGGGAUCAGAUGACCAGGCUUUUGUCUUUGAUGGCUUCAAGGUCCAGCGCUGGCACCAGGGUAAUGAGCACUUUGGGCGUGCCUGGCAGACAGGGGACGUGGUGGGCUGCAUGGUGGAUCUCAACGAACAAACCAUGAUGUUCACACUUAAUGGAGAAGUGCUGCUGGAUGACUCGGGAUCUGAGCUGGCCUUUAAGGACUUUGAAGUUGGUGAAGGUUUUAUCCCAGUGUCCAGUCUGGGUGUUUGUCAGGUGGGGAAAAUGAACUACGGUAAAGACGUCAGCACUCUGAAGUACUUCACCAUCUGCGGCCUGCAGGAAGGCUACGAACCGUUUGCUGUCAACAUGAACCGGGACGUCACCAUGUGGCUCAGCAAGAGGCUGCCUCAGUUUGUUCCUGUCCCCCCCAACCACCAACACAUAGAGGUGACGAGGAUAGAUGGGACAGUGGAGUCCUGUCCUUGCCUAAAGGUCACUCAGAGGUCCUUUGGCUCCCAGAACAGUUACACUGACAUUACCUUCUACAGACUGAGCAUGCCCAUAGAGUGUGCAGAAUCCUUUUCCAGAUCCACACCUAACGACAGCCUCUUCUCAUCAAAGAGGGAGCUGGAGGACUUUGAAACUGUGUCAGACUUUGAGGUCCUGAUGAAGUCUUCUCACGGUCCCAAUGGUCCCAAUGGACCGGAGAGAGACGAAUUCAACAACCACAAAGAUCAUAACCAGGAGAAGCCCUCCAAACUCAAGCAACGGUUUCUGUUGAAGAGAAACAAGCCAGACAACAGCUGUCCAUCAUCGGCUCGUCUGUCAGAGGAAGUGAUGGCUGAUGACAGAGAUGAAUAUGAAUUCCUCAUGCAAGCCUCUACUCACUACUACUCUGUGCGGAUCUUCCCCGGUCAGGAGCCCAGCAGUGUUUGGGUGGGCUGGGUGACCUCCGACUUCCAUCAGUACGACCCAGGAUUCGACCUGCACAACGUCCGAACUGUCACAGUUACCCUGGGAGAUGAGAAGGGCAAAGUUCAUGAGAGUAUAAAGCGCAGUAACUGUUACAUGGUGUGGGCUGGAGAGAGCAGCAGUCCUGGUCAGGGCAGAAACAACAACGGCUUAGAGAUUGGCUGUCUGGUCGACACAACAAACGGAUUGCUGACAUUUACAGCAAACGGCAAAGAACUCAGCACAUAUUACCAGGUGGAGCCCAGUACUAAGCUGUUCCCAGCAGUCUUUGCCAAGGCCACCAGCCCCAAUGUCUUCCAGUUUGAACUGGGGCGUAUUAAGAAUGUGAUGCCUCUGUCAGCUGGCCUGUUUAAGAGUGAGAGGAAGAACCCAAUUCCUCAGUGUCCUCCACGGCUGCAUGUCCAGUUUCUCACUCCUGUAUUAUGGAGUCGUGUUCCCAACCACUUCCUCAAGGUGUCAGCAUCCAGAGUGAACGACAGACACGGCUGGCUGGUCCAGUGUAACCAACCUCUGCAGUUCAUGACCCUGCACAUACCUGAGGAGAACAAGUCGGUGGAUAUCCUGGAGCUGUCCGAGCAAAGGGACUUAUUGAAGUUUCACUACCAUACCCUCCGACUCUAUUCAGCAAUCUGUGCUCUGGGAAACAACCGGGUGGCACACGCCCUCUGCUCACACGUAGACGAGGCACAGCUCCUGCAGGCUAUAGAGAAUAAGUACAUGCCAGGUUUGCUUCGUGCGGGCUACUAUGACCUCCUCAUCGACAUCCACCUGAGCAGCUACACCACGGCUCGCCUCAUGAUGAACAACGAGUACAUUGUUCCCAUGACAGACGAAACCAAGAGCAUCACCCUGUUUCCAGAUGAGAAGAAAAAACACGGCCUGCCAGGCAUCGGCCUCAGCACCUCCCUGAGACCCAGAAUGCACUUCUCAUCCCCAAGUUUUGUCUGUGGGACUGGACCAUUGUCUCGUAACAACGGCAACAACGGAUCAGGAGACUGUUUCCAGUACAGCCCUGAAUUCCCCUUAGAUGUACUGAAAAUGAAAACCAUCGAGAUGCUAACAGAGGCGGUGCGGGAGGGAAGCAUGCACGUACGGGAUCCAAUAGGAGGCAGCACUGAGUUUCUCUUUGUCCCCCUCAUCAAGCUGUUCUACACCCUGCUCAUUAUGGGAGUGUUCCAAAGUGGAGAUCUGAAGAACAUCCUCAGACUGAUUGAGCCGUCUGUGUUCUCUGAACGACGGGAAGGACAGGUGGACACGCACAUGGAGCUGGAGGCGGUGAAGGACGGGGAAGCUGAUGGAGGGAGGAACAUGCCUAAAGAAGGACUGUUACAGAUGAAGCUCCCCGAGCCUGUUAAACUCCAGAUGUGCCAUGUGCUGCAGUACCUGUGCGACUGCCAGGUGCGUCAUCGUAUCGAGGCGGUGGUGGCCUUCUCUGAUGACUUUGUAGCCUGUCUCCAAGACAACCAGCGGUUCCGCUACAAUGAGGUGAUGCUGGCACUCAACAUGUCUGCGGCCCUCACUGCCAAGAAGACCAAAGAGUUCAGAUCUCCUCCACAAGAACAGAUCAACAUGCUGCUCAACUUUAAGGAUGAGAAGCAGGAGUGUCCCUGUCCUGAAUACAUCCGAGAACAGCUGCUCGACUUCCACGAGGACCUGAUGAGACACUGUGGUAUAGAGUUGGAUGAGGAUGGAGGGAUAGAUGGGGACAGUGACUUCACCAUCCGAGGUCGACUCCUGUCAUUGGUGGAGAAAGUGGCUCACCUGAAGAACAAGAUGGCCAACCUGCCAAAGGAGAAAAAAGAAAGGAAACCCAGUACGUUACAGCAGUUGAUUUCAGAUACGAUGGUCCGCUGGGCUCAGGAGUCAGUUAUUGAGGAUCCCGAGCUGGUCAGAGCCAUGUUUGUCCUGCUGCACCGCCAAUAUGAUGGCAUUGGAGGACAGGUGCGGGCCCUUCCUAAGACCUACACUAUAAACUCUGUAUCAAUCGAGGACACCAUCAACCUGUUGGCUGCCCUGGGUCAGAUCAGAUCUCUGCUGAGUGUCCGUAUGGGAAGAGAGGAGGAGAAACUGAUGAUCAGAGGGCUGGGUGAUAUCAUGAACAACAAGGUGUUCUACCAACAUCCUAACCUGAUGAGAGCUCUGGGGAUGCAUGAGACCGUCAUGGAGGUCAUGGUCAACGUACUCAGUGGGGGAGACUCCAAGGAAAUCACCUUUCCUAAAAUGGUGGCCAACUGCUGUCGUUUUCUCUGUUACUUCUGUCGAAUCAGCCGUCAGAACCAGAAAGCCAUGUUUGACCAUCUCAGCUACCUGCUGGAGAACAGCAGUGUUGGCCUUGCCUCUCCUUCCAUGCGAGGUUCUACUCCUCUGGAUGUUGCUGCAGCAUCAGUCAUGGAUAAUAAUGAAUUGGCCCUGGCUUUAAGAGAGCCAGACCUGGAGAAGGUGGUGCAGUACCUGGCCGGCUGUGGGCUGCAGAGCUGUGUGAUGCUGGUGCGUAAUGGAUACCCUGACAUUGGCUGGAACCCUGUGGAGGGUGAACGCUACCUCGACUUCCUGCGCUUUGCUGUCUUCUGUAACGGUGAAAGCGUGGAGGAGAACGCCAAUGUUGUGGUGAGGCUUCUGAUUCGCCGACCAGAAUGUUUUGGCCCCGCCCUUCGGGGUGAAGGUGGGGAUGGGUUGUUGGCAGCGAUGGAGGAAGCCAUUAAGAUCUCUCAGGAUCUCUCCAGGGAUGGUCCCUCUCCUACAUCUGAGAGCAGCAAGACACUCAGUGACAUGCUUGAGGAAGAGGAAGAUGAUACCAUCCACAUGGGGAAUGCCAUCAUGACCUUCUAUGCUGCUCUCAUUGACCUGCUAGGCCGCUGUGCUCCAGAGAUGCAUUUAAUCCAUGCUGGUAAAGGUGAAGCGAUCCGUAUCAGAGCCAUUCUGAGGUCUCUGAUUCCUAUUGAAGACCUGGUGGGAGUCAUCAGCAUUCCUUUCUCCAUGCCCAACGUGGCUAAAGAUGGGUUGGUGGUGGAGCCAGACAUGUCAGCAGGUUUUUGUCCAGACCAUAAAGCAGCCAUGGUCCUGUUCCUGGACAGAGUCUAUGGUAUAGAAGACCAAAAUUUCCUGCUACACCUGCUGGAAGUCGGCUUCUUACCAGACCUGAGAGCUGCUGCCUCUCUGGACACGGUUGCUCUCAGUGCCACAGACAUGGCACUCGCCCUCAACAGGUAUCUGUGUACAGCCGUGUUGCCUCUCCUUACUAAAUGUGCUCCACUGUUUGCGGGGACGGAGCCGUUCGCCUCCCUGAUCGACUCCCUCCUCCACACGGUUUACCGCCUGUCCAAAGGCUGCUGCCUCACCAAGGCCCAGAGGGACGCCAUAGAGGAGUGUCUGCUGGCUGUUUGUGGUAAGCUGAGGCCUUCUAUGAUGCAGCAUCUGCUGAGGAGGCUUGUGUUUGACGUUCCUCUGCUUAAUGAACACACCAAGAUGCCUCUGAAGCUGUUGACCAAUCACUAUGAGCGUUGCUGGAAGUAUUACUGCCUGGCUGGAGGCUGGGGCAGCUUUGGAGCUGCAUCAGAUGAAGAGCUGCACCUCUCCAGGAAACUGUUCUGGGGGAUAUUUGAUGCUCUCUCACGCAAGCGGUAUGACCAGGAGCUGUUCAAGCUGGCGUUGCCAUGUCUCAGUGCUGUGGCUGGAGCUCUUCCUCCAGACUACAUGGAGUCCAACUACAUGGCCAUGAUGGAGAAGCAGUCGUCCAUGGACUCAGAGGGAAACUUCACUCCGCAGCCUGCAGACACUACCAGUGUGACUGUCCCCGAGAAACUGGACUAUUUCAUAACCAGAUAUGCAGAGCACAGCCAUGAGAAGUGGUGUAUAGAAAAGUUUUCCAAUGGCUGGUCAUAUGGGGAACAAAUAUGUGAAAUCUCCAAGAGCCACCCUUUACUGAAGCCAUACAAAGGCAUCUCUGAGAAGGAUAAGGAGGCGUACUGCUGGCCAGUCAGAGAGUCUCUGAAGACCAUGCUGUCGUGGGGCUGGAGCAUCGACAGGAUCAGAGAGGGCGACCCUGCCAGCCUCCACAACAAGUCCAGGAGGAUAUCACAGGCCAGCCAGUCUUUUGAAGGAGCUCCAGCUUUCAGCCCCAGACCCAUUGAUAUGAGCAAUGUUACCCUGUCCAGAGACAUGCAGUCUAUGGCAGAGCUGCUUGCAGAAAAUUAUCAUAAUACCUGGGCCAGGAAAAAGAAAAUGGAGUUGGAAGCCAAAGGUGGAGGAAACCAUCCUCUGCUGGUUCCCUACGAUACACUGACUGCCAAAGAGAAAUCCAAAGACAGAGAAAAAGCACAAGACGUCCUCAAGUUCCUCCAGAUCAAUGGUUACACUGUGUCCAGAGGUGUGCAGUCACAGGAGCUGGACACUCCAGCUAUAGAGAAACGAUUUGCCUACACCUUCCUCCAGCAGCUCAUCACAUACGUAGACCAGGCACACCAACACAUGAUGGAGUUUGAUCUGGGAACGAGACCGAAGGGGGAGAAGAUUCCUCAUGAACAGCAGAUUAAGUUCUUUGGAAAGGUCGUCUUGCCGUUGGUGGAUCAGUACUUUAAAAACCACAGGCUAUACUUCCUGUCCACAGCCAUCCAUCCAAUCAGCAGCGGAGGCCACGCCUCCAACAAGGAGAAAGAGAUGGUGACCAGUCUUUUCUGCAAACUGGGAGUUCUUGUCAGACAUAGGAUAUCCUUAUUUGGUAACAAUGCCACAUCCAUAGUCAACUGUCUGCAGAUACUGGGACAAAGCCUGGAUGCCAGGACAGUGAUGAAGACUGGUCUGGAGUCAGUGAAGGCAGCACUGCGGUUGUACUUUGACAGUGCAGCAGAAGACCUGGAGAAGACCCAGGAGAACCUGAAGCUGGGCCAGUUCACCCACAGCAGAGAGCAGCCGCGAGGUGUCACUCAGAUCAUCAACUACACCACCUUCGCCCUGCUGCCCGUCCUCUCCUCCCUGUUUGAACACAUCGGACAGAACAUUUUUGGAGAAGACCUCAUAUUGGAUGAUGUCCAGGUUUCCUGCUACAGAAUCCUCAACAGCCUCUACUGUCUGGGAACUAACAAAAGCAUCUACGUAGAGAGACAGCGUCCAGCAUUAGGACAGUGUUUAGCUGCCUUCUCAGCAGCCUUUCCUGUUGCAUUCCUUGAGCCUCACAUCAACAAGUUCAACAGCUUCUCCAUCUACAACAGCAAAGGAACUAAAGACAGAGCGGCUCUAGGUCUUCCAGGGCAGGUGGGGGAAGCUUGCCCUCUGAUCCCAAACUUAGAGAAGUGUCUGGAAGAGAUCAUGGAAUUGGCAGAGGCUGGCAUGAGAUACACUCAGAUGCCCCAUGUCAUGGAGGUGGUGUUGCCGAUGUUGUGCAGCUACAUGUCUCACUGGUGGGAACAUGGACCAGAAAGCAACCCAGACAAAGGUGACAGCUGCUGCACCUCUGUGACUUCUGAACACAUGAACAAUCUGCUGGGAAACAUUCUCAAGAUCAUCUACAACAACCUGGGAAUAGAUGAAGGGGCCUGGAUGAAAAGACUAGCUGUCUUCUCUCAGCCAAUCAUCAGCAAGGUCAAACCCCAGCUGCUCAAGACACACUUCCUGCCUUUGAUGGAGAAACUAAAAAAAAAAGCAGCGGUCGUGCUGAUGGAUGAAGAACACAGCAAGGCAGAGGGGAGGGGUGAGAUGUCAGAGACAGAGCUUCUCAUCAUGGACCAGUUCACCAUACUGGUCAGAGACCUGUAUGCCUUCUACCCUCUCCUCAUACGAUUUGUUGACUACAACAGGGCCAGAUGGCUGAGGGAGUCCAACCCAGCGGCUGAGGAGCUGUUCCGUAUGGUGGCCGAGGUUUUCAUCUUCUGGGCCAAGUCUCAUAACUUCAAGAGAGAAGAGCAGAACUUUGUAGUCCAGAAUGAAAUCAACAACAUGUCCUUCCUCAUCACUGACACCAAGUGUAAGAUGUCAAAGGGAAUAGUUUCGGACCAGGAGAGGAAGAAGAUGAAGAGGAAGGGAGAUCGAUACUCGAUGCAGACGAGUCUUAUCGUUGCCACUCUGAAGCGCCUGCUGCCUGUUGGACUCAACAUCUGUGCCCCCGGGGAACACGAUCUCAUCGCACUGGCUAAGAACCGCUUCACCCAGAAAGACACAGAGCAUGAAGUACGAGAGAUCAUCAGGAACAAUCUCCAUUUACAAGGAAAGCUGGAGGACCCAGCUAUUCGUUGGCAGAUGGCUCUAUACAGAGACCUCCCUAAUCACUAUGAGGACACCUCUGACCCAGAGAAGACUGUGGAGAGAGUCCUGGAGAUCGCUCAUGUCCUCUUCCACCUAGACCAGGUUGAACAUCCUCAGCGCAGUAAGAAGGCUGUGUGGCACAAACUGCUGUCCAAACAGAGGAAGAGAGCCGUGGUUGCUUGCUUCAGGAUGGCACCGCUCUAUAACCUACCCAGGCACCGGGCUGUCAACUUGUUCCUGCAGGGCUAUGAGAAGACCUGGAUUGAGGCAGAGGAACACUACUUUGAGGAUAAACUCAUAGAGGACCUCGCUAAACCGGGUGUCCAGGAGCCAUCAGAGGAAGAGGAGGGGCUAAAACACAUUGAUCCGCUGCAUCAGCUCAUUCAGCUAUUCAGCAGAACAGCUCUCACAGAGAAGUGUAAACUGGAUGAGGAUAAUCUCUACAUGGCCUAUGCUGACAUCAUGGCUAAGAGUUGUCAUGAUGAAGAAGAUGAGGAUGGAGAGGAAGUGAAGAGUUUUGAAGAGAAGGAGAUGGAGAAGCAGAAGCUGUUGUAUCAGCAGGCUCGGCUGCAUGACCGAGGAGCUGCUGAGAUGGUGCUUCAAACCAUCAGCGCUAGCAAAGGUGAGAUGGGUCCCAUGGUGGCCUCUACUCUAAAGCUGGGCAUAGCUAUUCUCAAUGGAGGAAACUCUACUGUACAGCAGAAAAUGUUGGAUUAUCUGAAAGACAAAAAGGAUGUGGGCUUUUUUCAGAGUCUGGCUGGUCUGAUGCAGUCAUGCAGUGUUUUGGAUCUAAAUGCAUUUGAGAGGCAGAACAAAGCAGAAGGACUGGGAAUGGUGACAGAGGAGGGAUCAGUCAUCACUCAUGAGCGUGGUGAGAAGGUCAUGCAGGAUGAUGAGUUCACCUGUGACCUUUUCCGCUUCCUGCAGCUGCUCUGUGAAGGACACAACUCAGACUUCCAGAACUACCUAAGGACGCAAACAGGAAACAAUACGACCGUCAACAUCAUUAUUUCUACUGUUGACUACCUCCUCAGAGUACAGGAGUCUAUCAGCGAUUUCUAUUGGUAUUAUUCUGGUAAAGAUGUUAUUGACGAGCAGGGCCAAAGGAAUUUCUCCAAGGCAAUAAAUGUGGCCAAGCAGGUUUUCAAUACACUCACAGAGUACAUCCAGGGUCCAUGUACUGGCAACCAGCAGAGUUUGGCCCAUAGUCGACUGUGGGAUGCUGUGGUUGGGUUUCUGCAUGUCUUCGCUCAUAUGCAGAUGAAAUUGUCUCAGGACUCCAGUCAGAUUGAGUUGCUGAAGGAACUGAUGGAUCUUCAGAAAGAUAUGGUGGUCAUGCUGCUGUCUAUGCUGGAGGGUAAUGUGGUGAAUGGGACCAUUGGGAAGCAAAUGGUGGAUAUGUUGGUGGAGUCUUCCAACAAUGUGGAGAUGAUCCUCAAGUUUUUCGACAUGUUCCUCAAACUGAAAGACCUGACCUCCUCAGACGCCUUCAAGGAGUAUGACCCUGAUGGAAAAGGUGUCAUCUCCAAGAGGGACUUCCAUAAGGCCAUGGAGAGCCACAAACACUACACCCAGUCUGAGACCGAGUUCCUGCUCUCAUGCGCUGAGACUGAUGAGAAUGAACUCCUGGACUAUGAAGAAUUUGUGGAGCGCUUUCAUGAGCCAGCCAAGGACAUUGGCUUCAAUGUGGCGGUUUUGCUGACCAACCUGUCGGAGCACAUGCCUCAUGACACCCGGCUGCAGACCUUCCUGGAGCUGGCAGAUAGCGUCCUCAACUAUUUCCAACCCUAUCUGGGCCGGAUCGAGAUCAUGGGCAGUGCCAAGCGCAUCGAGAGGGUCUACUUUGAGAUCAGCGAGUCCAGUCGAACACAGUGGGAGAAACCUCAGGUCAAAGAAUCCAAGCGUCAGUUCAUCUUUGAUGUGGUGAAUGAAGGAGGGGAGAAGGAGAAGAUGGAGCUGUUUGUGAAUUUCUGCGAGGACACCAUCUUUGAAAUGCAGCUGGCGGCUCAGAUGUCUGACGCUGGCGAGCGCUCAGCGAUGAAAGAGGAGAGUGAGCGGGAGAAGCCAGACGAGGAGAACCCUGAGAUGGGCUUCUUCUCUGUCACCACUGUCCGCAUGGCUCUCUUAGCUCUGCAACACAAUGUCAUGCUGCUUAUAAAGGUACUGUCCAUGAAGAGUUUGAAGAAGCAGAUGAAGAAGAUAAAGAACAUGACCGUGAAGGACAUGGUGACCACCCUGGUGUCCUUUAACUGGUCGGUGUUGCUGGGCCUCCUUCUCGUGGCAUUCAGUGUGGCCCGAGGAUUUUGCCGAAUCUUCUACAACACCUUCAUGGGAGGCAGUCUGGUGGAGGGGGCCAAGACCAUAAAGGUGUCAGAGCUGCUGGCCAACAUGCCUGACCCCACCCAGGAUGAGGUGCGGGGUGAAGGGGAGGACCGAGAGAAGAGACCCCCCAAAGAGGACCUGGCUGACCUGGCUGACCUGGCUGUCAACACCAGUGAGACCGAGCUGCUGUCAGACAUUUUUGGCCUAGACUUAAGAAGAGAGGGGGGCCAGUACAAGAUCACCCCACAUAAUCCCAACGCCAGCCUGACCGAAUUGCUCAACUCCCCGGUUCCUUCCCCGACCCCCCCAACCCCACCCGCAGCACCCCCACCUGAGCUCAGACGGAGGCAUCAGUCGAAGGGCUCUUCCUCAGAGGAGAAGGAAGCAACAGCAGAGACAGAAUGUGAACCUGAGAAAGCAUCAGAGGGUGGACAUGUAGAGAAACAAGAGAAACAACAGAAGAAUGAGAAGAUCAAGCCAAAAGUGAGAAGGCAUCACACCUCAAAGUCAGAUGAACCGGAUCUGCAUGAGUCUGCCUUCUUGAAGAAGAUCAUAGCCUACCAGAGGAAGCUGCUGAACUACUUUGCCAGGAACUUCUACAACAUGAGGAUGCUGGCGCUGUUUGUUGCAUUUGCAAUCAAUUUCAUCCUCCUAUUCUAUAAGGUUUCUACAUCCUCAUCUGUGGUUGAAGAAAGGGAAGUGGUGUACACCAGCAGCCAGGCACACAGCAGUGUUCAGUGGGAUCCACUGGGAGGAGAAGCCAUGGAGACAAAGGAGGAGGUGAUGGACGAGGCUGGGGAGCCCCUGAAGCCCGUCACAGUCCGUUUUGUCCUGGAGGAGAGCAGUGGAUACAUGGAGCCCAUGUUACGGAUCCUGGCUGUCAUGCACACUGUCAUCUCCUUCUUCUGCAUCAUUGGAUACUACUGUCUCAAGGUGCCACUGGUGAUCUUUAAGCGUGAAAAGGAGGUGGCUAGGAAGCUGGAAUUUGAUGGCCUUUAUAUCACAGAACAACCAUCUGAGGAUGACAUCAAAGGACAGUGGGACAGACUGGUAAUCAACACACAAUCGUUCCCCAAUAACUACUGGGAUAAGUUUGUGAAGAGGAAGGUGAUGGAUAAAUACGGAGAGUUCUACGGCCAUGACCGCAUCAGUGAGCUGCUGGGAAUGGACAAGGCUGCUCUGGACUUCAGCGACUCUCACAAAAAGAGAAAGCCCAGGAGAGACAGCUCACUGGCGGCUGUGCUGAACUCCAUCGAUGUCAAGUACCAGAUCUGGAAGCUGGGCGUUGUAUUCACAGACAAUUCCUUCCUGUAUCUGGCCUGGUACAUGACCAUGUCCAUCCUAGGUCACUAUAACAACUUCUUCUUUGCUGCCCAUCUGCUCGACAUCGCCAUGGGCUUCAAGACUCUCCGUACCAUCCUGUCCUCAGUCACACACAAUGGAAAACAGCUGGUGUUAACAGUUGGCCUAUUAGCAGUGGUGGUGUACCUCUACACUGUAGUGGCCUUCAACUUCUUCAGGAAGUUCUACAACAAGAGUGAAGAUGGAGAACUGCCAGACAUGAAGUGUGACGACAUGUUGACAUGCUACAUGUUUCACAUGUAUGUCGGCGUGAGAGCAGGUGGAGGGAUUGGUGACCAGAUUGAGGACCCAGCAGGUGACGAGUAUGAGAUCUAUCGCAUCAUAUUUGACAUCACCUUCUUCUUCUUUGUCAUCGUCAUCCUCCUGGCCAUCAUCCAGGGGUUAAUCAUUGAUGCUUUUGGAGAGCUGAGGGACCAGCAGGAACAAGUGAAAGAAGACAUGGAGACCAAAUGUUUCAUCUGUGGAAUAGGUAACGACUACUUUGACACAGUCCCACAUGGCUUUGAAACGCACACGCUACAGGAGCACAACCUAGCCAACUACCUAUUCUUUGUGAUGUAUCUCAUCAACAAAGACGAAACAGAGCACACAGGCCAGGAGUCUUACGUAUGGAAGAUGUACCAGGAGCGUUGCUGGGAGUUUUUCCCUGCUGGUGACUGUUUCCGGAAACAGUACGAGGAUCAGCUCAACUGAUCUGUUCUCGGAGCAACAAACUCUUCCCUUUCAUACUGUAACCUGUACAAGGCCCUCUACAGCCAUCUUCCCUUUGCUUAUCCCUCAAACCUUUCUUACUGCUCUCUAAGGAGUCCCUGUUCUACCGAACGGCAGCUUCUACACUCGGCUCCACUUCCCAGUCUAGGAGGAACUACAUCUCCAGCCUCCAGGUCCCGCCCCAAGCCUUUCUCCCAGCUCUUCCUCAUCCAGACACUCAACUCGCCAGCACACUUUGUUUGGAAUGCUUCUAACUCUGACUUUGUACAUAGAAAAUAUCAGAGAAAAUGCUGUACAAUAUGUGACUGGUGGCACGUCAAGGUUUUUUGGCUCAGAUGAUGACUUCUUUGCUUCAUCUUAUUCUACAUUCACAGUAACAAGCAAAAAAUACGGAGCAAGUGAAAAAGGAAGGACAAGACGGACAGAGGAGGUGAGUGGAAGGGAAAUGAAGAGAUCAUUCUUCCUGAAAGACUUUCAGUACAAUGAUCGAUACACAAAGAGCAGACAUUAGUAUGAUGAUUUUUACAUCUUUUCAUGUGUACAAUGCACGUUGCAUGUAGGUACAGGGGGCGGACACAAAAAAAGGAACACCUCUACAACCCUGAUGUAAUCCAACACCACCGCUCUGCAAUAAUCGGACCUUUGAGAAGCUUACAUGUCAGCUUUUGUUAAGACUGUCAAAGAGGUGGUGAGGGAUUCGAUUUAACUCUAAGUUGUCUUUUUUUUUUAUUGUGAUACAUGUUACAUAGUUUAUAUAUGUUAAUAUUGUGUCCACACCCUGUACAUGCCAACACUGUGUGUGAAGGGCUCCUUAACUAAGUGUUCAUAUCCCUAGCAACAUGAUCAAUAGUCCAUUUUGUUCCAGUGAAGCUGAGUGACUAAGCCAAAAUACAGGCACCAACAAGUCAUAAUCCUCCAUCAGCUUGCAAGUUAUCUACAUCUUUUUUCUUUUAUCUUUCUUUAAAGACUACAGAAAUAAAUGUAUGUCCCCAAACUGGUUAAAUCCAUUAUUGACAUGUUUAGUAACUGAAUAUUAUUUUUUUUCUUUUAUUUGAUCUUUUGCCCCAGUCGCAGCAUGGCCUUACGAUAGAGGUCCACUCUGGUCCACAUCAAUCUACUGUAUGUGGGCAACUACUGGUCAGAUUGCCAUGACAUUUACUGAGCACCUGACAUAACAUAUACAUGACAUGAUACCAUCCAGACAAACCUUUAGUCCCACUACUGGUCAAGGCUCUAAGAAGAGCUAAACAGUCAGCAUGUUUGUUCUGUCCAAUAGUAUCGCUGCGUGUAAGAUACAUCGCAGCCUCUAGGUGUCACUACUGGGGCUUUAGACUUACUUUCAUCGAUAAAUGCUACUUAGUUAGGGCAAAUUAUGUAGUUUUAUGUAAAAGCAAUACCAAAGCAGCAGAAAAGUGAUUGGUCUGUUUAAGAUGUUAUAGCUGCGUACAAAGUUAGCACAUGCUUGUUAGCUACAAUAAAUAAUGAGCCAGACUGGAGCAGCCCAUUAGCCACAGCUGGAUGCCAGGCUGAAGAUGAUCAAUGUACUGUAUGGAUGAAAGCAGAGGGAGGGGAGACAGGAGGAUACAGUGCCUUACUAAGCCAGGGGGGAGUUUUGCAAGCCUGAGGAAGAGAGGAAUGUCACAGAGCUUCACAUAAAUACAAUGUAAAGACUGAGAGUAACACCUGGAGCUGGGUGAAGGGGGUGUCUAUGAAGGACAGAAACAUGCCACAUGCGAGCACUAUAGGAAAGUAGAACUAGAGAUGGAAGGAGGACGGAGAGAGUAAUGCCCUCAGGACUUUGUUAUUGGAAAUAUAAGAUGACUGGCAUGUCUCACUGGGCCUUAAGCGGUUUUGGUGCAGAAAUAUAACAUUUGAAAUCAUUUCAAAUUUCAGUUGCGCUUGCUUUAUAGCUUUAUGCAGUGCAAAAAGGUGUGUUACAAUUUCAUUUAAUCAAUUCUGUUUGGUUUCAUAGUACUGUCAGAUGAUCUUUAAGUUGUCUUGUAAAGUCCUGGGAAGUCAGAUUUUAGUUUCAAAUGGCCGCAGCAGCAGAUGAGGUCACAUCUUGAGUGGAAACGUUGGACAGCAGAGGUGGCGUGUGGCACUAGUGCUACCUACGUUCCCUCUGAAAGUUGAGGCUCUUAUUACAAAGCUCUGCUGAGUACAGUACUGUAUAGUGCCACUUGUCCAGUCCAGAUGGUUUCUUCCUUUUACCAGAAGCAUUUCAUUGUUUUGGGUGGCUCCAUAUACACUCACGGUUGCCAGUUUAGGUACACCUAGCUAAACUAAUGCAGUCUAAUCCAACAGUCCUGCAAUAAUUCCUACUUUAAUGAAAGUUGUGAUCUGAUGACAUUAGUUUUUGUUGAAAGGGUUUUAGAGAGGUGUUGAUUCUGCAGUUUGUGGUGCUGUUGAUUUUUUUUUUUUCUUUUUUGUAUUUUAAUAUAAAAUCUACUCCUAAUCUUUAUAUAAAUGGGUGGAUAAAAUAUUAGAAACACUUCUGAGUGUAAACAGAAACAAUAGCCGGAUGCAUUGCUGGUUGUUAGAUUCAACUGCAUUACUUUGAGCUAGGCGGACCUAAUAAAGUGGCAACUGAGUGUGGUUUACACUACUUGUUUAGUGUCCUGCAGCACAAUGUCAGUGUGUGUGAUGGCCGUUAUAUAACAGCAUGAACAAUUUCUGAUGCUGCCAUAGCGUCACUUUAAAGAUGGAUCCAUCAUGUUAGCUUAGCUCCGUGUUGGUACACAGUGCUGCUGACACACAGACUGUAUGCAUUCUGUCUCGUGCAAUAUAGGAGUCAACACCGAGAGACAGAAAUCCAUCAUACAUGUCACUGGGUUGGAUUGAAUGCUAACUUUUUUCCUACUCGGUCUCACUGCAAGGCAGGCAGAUUAACUGACCGUGUUUAAAGUGGAAGAGAAGUGCAAACCGUCCAUAGAACACAUUUCAUGACUUACAAAGUUUCACCUCGUAGGGUUUGGGUGCACACACAAGGGCCGGACGAAUAAUUUUAGAAAAUGAUAAUAUCAGAAACAAAAUGAUCCAUUUAAAGCAUAAUUACUAUUGCAGUAUUGUUUUAUUUAUUUUAUGUUAUUUUUCAACAGAUUCAUUCCUCGGUGAUAGAAGGUGUGUUGAUUGAAUAAAUGGCAAAUGUUCAAAAAACAUUCAAAUAAGGAUUGUUCAUCUGAAGUUUGAUAAUUUAUUAAUGAUCUUAUGCAAUACAGCAACGAGCUCUUUUUUGUAUCGAUGUUCUCCAAAAGAAAUAUCUCAGAAAAAAAAAUGCCAGUGCAUGUUUAUUAUGCGGAAUUAAUUAACAAGUAUAUCAAAGACACUAAAUCUAUGUCACCCAUAAAUUGUUUAAUAGGAUUAUUUAAGAUGAAUUAAGAUUUCUGUAUUAUUGUAUUUAAGUGUUGUGGGCUUCAUUGUACCUCUUCAAGUCAUUUGCCACUAGUGCAUCCCUCAGAAAAAAAGUGGCUCCUGCUUUUCUCUCACUUCAUCAUCUCUGUUUUAAUAUACUAUAAGUCAAAUGUUUGUUUAGGUAUCAUUUGGUUUUAAGCUCAAGCAAUAGCCCUUCAGGGAGUGUACGGGAGACUGACCAUUGUAAAUUGCAAACAAAGGCAAAACAAAUAAAAGCUUGCUUAACUUUGUCUCAUUUUAAAAUAAAAUUAUUUAUUCAUUUAUUAUCUAUGUCUUUAUCUAUAUUUUAUUUACUUAAAUAAUGGUAAGGAAAUGCAACUGAGGUCCUGUUAAUUAGUUUACCGCUUAAUCUUAAAGGUGCAAUAUAUAUAUACUGUAUAUAUAUAUAUACAAAUAUUUUGUUGGCUCUUUGCACAAAGGCAUCCUUACAUCGAUGCAGAUUUGGCUGGACAUUUCCUGCCACUCUUCUGUGUGUGCGGUCAGGUUUCUAAAACGCGUAGAGGUCCUAUUUAGUAAAGUUGCUGAGAAUGUACCUGUCCCGGGCUCGGCAUACACUCUGCGCUUGGUUUGGUUUCUCUAAAAGCAAAGGGACCAUUAGUGAAGUGUGAAAGGUGAAUCGAGCUGCACACCCUGAAAUACUUUGAUAUUGCUAAAUUGGGAUCAUGUUUCUUAGACCAGCUAUGAAGAUCCAAAGUUUUUAAUUUUAAACAAGUUAACAUAAAUAAUAAAUAAUCAUAUGAGUAAAUACAGACAAAAUGUAUGAUAUAACCAUGAAAUUGGGAGAUAACCCAAUACAUACAGUACAAUUUUUUUAAACUCAGUUCAUAAUUAUGAACUCAUAUUUAAUCCAGUGGCAGAGCCAAUUGUGUGAUUGGCUCUCCUCUCAUUCAGACUGAGGCAACAGCCAAUCACACAACUGGCCCCCGCUUGUCUUGACUGACAUGGAAUAAAGACAUUUUGAAAUAAAAAAUUAUGGGAUGCCAUGAAUAAUUACAUUUUAUUAAUAAGAAAACAUGCAUAAUUUAAUUAUGUUUAUAUUUAUUCCAUAAUGUCUUAUUAAAUAUUCAACAUUUUGGUGUCUCCAUAAUAACUGACCUACAGUAUGAUGCAAUUAGCCAUAUUUGCUAGUUACCUAUUGUUUUUUACACAACCAAUAUCAACUCACCACAGCUGAUGACACAUAUUUGCUAAUAAGAGCAGUACUCCCACGGUGAAAACAUAGAUUAGAUAGCGAGGCAUUCAAAGGUAAUCGUUAUCUCACCUGAGUCAGUCUGUAAACGACAUUAUGUCCAAAGGAACUGUACAUGAAAAUCUAUCCGAGAAUUUGCAUACAGAGACAUGGUGCCUCUAGAGGCUGCUGAAGAGCCAUCUUUACUGAUUGCACCUUUAAUGUUGAGUGAGGAUGCAUGAGCGAUUUACAUUUAGCACAGAUUACUAUACAAGUAUGAUAACACAGUGUCACAGGUGCAACCAACCAGGGUGGGUGCUAUGUAUAUUGCAGCGCGCUCAUUAUGCCAUGCUAAUGUCAUUUCUAUUUUUUACUUUUUAUUUUCAUGGCAAUAUUACCAUAACUAAGUGGUCAUUUUGCUCAUGUAAAAAUAAAUGUUUUUCCAUAUUUAUCACAGAGGGGGCAUGUUUAGUUUGCCACACAGAAGAGCAUCAUGUAGACUAUUUGAGUACGCUGUUGCUACUUCUGAGAGAUAAAUGUGUAAAGAGGGACUGAGUAAUGAAUGGAUUUGCAUGAUUUUGAAAAUAAAACUGUAUUUAUUAACUUG
Messenger RNA from Perca fluviatilis (European perch), 20279 nucleotides. It is a transcript of the gene ryr2a, whose product is annotated as ryanodine receptor 2a (cardiac). Gene Ontology annotation, biological process: intracellular calcium ion homeostasis; calcium ion transmembrane transport. Lineage: Eukaryota; Metazoa; Chordata; Actinopteri; Perciformes; Percidae. Gene Ontology annotation, molecular function: ryanodine-sensitive calcium-release channel activity; protein binding; calcium ion binding. The record is from RefSeq and is a predicted model, not a curated record. Gene Ontology annotation, cellular component: smooth endoplasmic reticulum; Z disc; sarcolemma.